CCCCGAAGAAUCAACUCGUCCGUACACUAACCGCACUUGAUCCCCACCCCCUUCCCUUCUCUCUCUGUACCUCACGGAUCGGAUCUGCUUCUCUUUCUCUCUCUUCUGCAUCAAAAUUACAAGCCCUCCGAUCGCCACGCCAGGAAGACCUAGUCUGCUGUUGCCUUAACAACACAAAAGUCCCCCGCCCUUUCCUUUAUUUCGCUCCGCUAGGGUUUUGUGACCAUGACAAACUCAUGAGCACGCAAUGCUUCGCCUUCUUCUUCUUCUUCUUCGAUUCUCUCCUGGAAUUCCCUAAUCCCACCGUCGAUCUCUUCGCCGCGGAGACCAGCAACAAUGGCGGCUUCGCCCGUCAAGUUCCUCUUCGGUUUCUUGAUCCUCUGCAUCACAUUGUGGUUGCUCUUCAUAUUUGCUUCAAGGUUUAUAGCUUGGAUUUUAAGCCGCGUAUUAGGAGCAUCUGUCAAAUUUCGGGUCGCUGGAUGGGUAUUUGUUAGGGAUGUCGUGGUGAAGUUUAAAAAGGGCCCUGUUGAAUCUAUUUCCAUUGGGGAAAUUAAACCCAGCAUACGUCGGUCCUUGGUUAAACUAGGGGUUGGUUUUAUUUCUAAAGAUCCCAAGUUGCAAGUGGUAAUAUCUGACUUGGAAGUUGUAAUGAGGUCUUCAAAUAAGAGUACGCCAAAGCCAAAGGCAAAGGCCAAGUCUGGAUCUCGAAAAUCCCGCAAUUCAGGCCGUGGAAAGUGGAUGGUAGGGGCCAAUAUCGCACGAUAUUUAUCUGUUUCCAUCACAGACUUGGUUUUGAAGACACCAAAAAUUUCCAUCGAAGUAAAGGAAUUGAAAGUGGACAUAUCUAAAGAUGGUACAUCCAAGCAAAAUCUUAUUGUCAAGCUACAGAUAUUACCUAUUGUUGUUCAAAGGAAUGAACCACGGGCCAGUUGUGACCAGUCAUCCAGUUUUUGCUCCGGAGAAUCCCUUUCUGUAGGACAGUCAUCAUCUGCUUUGGUGGACAGGUCAUCUACUCUUUUUGUCUGUGAAGAAUUUUCGCUCUCGUGUGAAUUUGGUCAUGAUAGGGAAGUUGGUGUAAUCUUCAAGAAUGUGGAUAUUUCUAGUGGAGAGGUCAAUGUGAACCUGAACGAGGAGCUACUUUCAAAAAGCAAAAGCUCAUCAAACACUUCAUCUGACCCUGAUAAAGCUAUAGAAUCCUCCACCGAUUCUAUUGCUUCCAAGAAGGCACAAAAAAAGCAACAAAUGAGUGAUGCAAUCUCAAAAUGCACCACUUUAUUUCCCGAAAAGGUUUCCUUCAAUUUGCCAAAACUGGAUGUGAGAUUUGAGCAUCGGGAACAUGAUUUUGCUCUUGAGAAUAACAUCAUGGGCAUCCAAUUGAAAAGCAUCAAAUCACAAUCAAGUGAAGAUGUGGGAGAAAGCACGCGCCUUGAUGUUCAAUUAGAAUUCAGCGAGAUUCAUCUGCUUAGAGAAGCUGGCACUUCCGUUUUGGAGAUACUGAAACUUGAUGUUAUCUCAUUUUUGUACAUUCCAAUACAGCCAAGCUCUCCUAUUACAGCUGAAAUUGAUGUAAAGCUGGGUGGUACUCAAUGCAACCUUAUAAUGAACAGAUUAAAGCCAUUGUUGCGCCUCCACUUCUCGAAAAAGAAAAGAAUGGUACUUCGGGAGGAAAAGCCAACUCUUGACAAGACAUCUCCAACAACGGAUACCAAUAUUAUCAUGUGGACGUGUACCUUUUCAGCCCCUGAGAUGACAAUUGUGCUUCAUAGCCUCAGUGGUUUGCCACUCUAUCAUGUCUGCUCACAAUCAUCACAUGUAUUUGCAAAUAACAUAUCAAAUACUGGAACUACUGUACAUAUGGAGCUCGGUGAACUUAAUUUGCAUAUGGCAGAUGAAUACCAACAAUGCUUGAAAGAAAACCUUUUUGGUGUGGAAUCAAAUUCAGGUUCCAUAGUCAAUGUUGCAAAGGUUAGUCUAGAUUGGGGCAAAAAGGACAUGGAAUCAUCUGAAGAAGGUGCUUCUAAAAGUAAAUUAGUUUUAUCUGUUGAUGUGACUGGUAUGGCUGUUUAUUUUACUUUCAAGCGUGUUGAGUCGUUUAUAUCAACUGCCAUGUCAUUUCAAGCACUUUUUAAGAAUUUGUCGUCUUCUGAAAAAAGAACAUCACAAAGCCGAGGAGGGCGAUCAUCGAAAUCCUCAGGGAAAGGGACUCGGCUAUUGAAAUUAAAUCUUGAACGGUGUUCUUUGAAUUUCUGUGGUGAGGUGGGUUUAGAAAAAAUGGUUGUUCCAGAUCCUAAGCGUGUAAAUUAUGGGUCACAAGGUGGUCGAAUUGUUAUAAGUGAGUCGGCUGAUGGCACUCCACGGGUUGCAGAAGUAAUGUCCACAGUAUCUGAUGAUUGUAAGAACUUAAAGUACUCCAUUUCUCUUGACAUCUUCCACUUCAGCUUAUGUGUGAACAAGGAAAAACAAUCCACCCAGGUUGAACUUGAAAGAGCCAGAUCUAUGUAUCAGGACUACUUGGAGGAACAUAAGCCCGAACCAAAAUUGGUACUGUUUGAUAUGCAGAAUGCUAAAUUUGUACGACGUUCUGGUGGUCUUAAAGAGAUUGCUGUCUGCUCUCUUUUCAGUGCUACUGAUAUUACGAUUAGAUGGGAGCCUGAUGUACAUUUAUCACUAAUUGAACUUGGACUUCGAUUGAAGUUACUGGUGCACAAUCAGAAGCUUCAGGUACAUGUUAAAGAACAUAUGGAAAAUGUAUCUAGCAUGAGCAACUCUGAACAGAAGAAAGAAGCCAUUACAGAACCAGUAAAUUUAGACAAGCAAAAGAAAAGGGAAUCUAUCUUUGCUGUUGAUGUGGAAAUGCUGAAUGUUUAUGCUGAGGUUGGAGAUGGAGUUGAUGCAGUAGUCCAGGUACAGUCAAUAUUUUCUGAGAAUGCUCGCAUAGGAGUACUUCUGGAAGGAUUUCUGCUUUGUUUCAAUGGGUGCAGAAUACUCAAAAGUAGCCGGAUGCAAAUUUCACGUAUUCCUAGUGCAUCUUGUGCCCCUGAUGCGAAAAUACCUCCAUCUACGACAUGGGAUUGGGUAAUUCAAGGCCUUGAUGUUCAUAUUUGCUUACCAUACAGGUUAGAAUUGCGUGCCAUUGAUGAUUCUGUUGAAGAGAUGCUGCGUGCUCUAAAGCUUGUAGCUGCUGCUAAAACUAGUCUUAUCUUUCCGGUGAAGAAAGAUCUUUCAAAAGCUAAGAAGCCCAGUUCAGUAAAAUUUGGGUGUUUAAAGUUUUUAAUACGGAGGUUAACUUUUGAUAUUGAAGAAGAACCACUGCAAGGCUGGCUUGAUGAACACUAUCACUUAAUGAAGAAUGAGGCAUCUGAGUUAGCUGUUAGGUUGAAGUUGCUUGAUGAAUUUAUUUCCAAAGUCAGCCAGUCUCCCAAACCCACUGAAACAAAUGAUUCUACUCGAGAAAGAAAGACUUUCUUUAAUGGAGUUGAGAUUGACGUACAAGAUCCUUCAGCAGUUAGUAAGAUGCAAGAAGAAAUUUAUAAACAAUCAUUCAGAUCUUAUUACAAGGCAUGUCAGAAUCUAGCACGAUCAGAGGGUUCAGGUGCCUGUAGGGAAGGGCUUCAGGCUGGUUUUAAGCCUAGUACAUCCAGAACUUCUCUUCUUUCUAUAUCAGCAACAGAUUUAGAUGUAAGCUUGACAUUGAUUGAUGGUGGUGAUGAUGGGAUGAUAGACGUUAUAAAGAUGCUGGAUCCUGUCUGUCGUGAAAAUAAUAUACCAUUUUCUAAACUUUAUGGGGGUAAUAUUCUUCUGCACACAGGCUCACUUGUGGUUCAGCUACGUGACUUUACAUUUCCUCUCUUGUCCGGAACUUCUGGUAAAUGUGAAGGUCGCCUUGUGCUAGGACAGCAGGCAACAAGUUUUCAGCCUCAAGUACACAAAGAUGUCUACAUUGGGAAAUGGAGAAAGGUGCACUUGCUUCGUUCUGCUACUGGUACAACUCCACCUAUGAAAACAUUCACAGAUUUGUCCCUACGUUUUCAGAAAGCCGAGGUGUCCUUUGGAGUGGGAUAUGAACCACCUUUCGCUGAUGUGAGUUAUGCGUUUACUGUGGCUCUUCGCAGGGCUAAUCUAUGCAUUAGGGACCCUAAUCCACAACCCUUGCCACCAAAGAAGGAAAAGAGCUUGCCAUGGUGGGAUGAUAUGAGAAACUACAUUCAUGGAAACAUCAAGAUUCUCUUUUCUGAAACCAUAUGGAAUAUUCUUGCGACUACUGAUCCGUAUGAAAAGCUUGACAAACUUCAAGUGACAGCUAGUCCUAUGGAGAUCCAGCAGUCAGAUGGUCGUAUUCAUGUUUCUGCGAAUGAUUUUAAGGUUUUCUCAAGCAGUUUGGACACUCUGGCAAAUAAUCGUGGUUUAAAACUUCCUAAAGGUAUAUCUGGUCCUGUAAUAGAAGCUCCAGCAUUAACUGUUGAAGUUACAAUGGAUUGGGAAUGUGAGUCUGGAAAUCCUAUGGAUCAUUAUUUAUUUGGACUUCCUAUUGAAGGGAAACCUCGUGAAAAGGUGUUUGAUCCAUUCAGAUCCACCUCUCUGUCCCUUCGCUGGAAUAUCUUGCUUAGACCCUCCCCCUUACGCGAGAAACAAGCUCCACAUUCUAAUGCGGUAGAUGGUGUAGAUGUAGAUGGAACUGUUUACGGUCCUCCUCAUAAGGAUGAGAAUGUUUCCACUCUUCCACCAACAGUGAAUGUUGGCGCUCAUGAUCUAGCAUGGAUUCUGAAGUUUUAUAACAUGAAUUAUCUUCCUCCUCACAAAUUGCGGGCCUUUGCUCGUUUUCCUCGUUUUGGAGUUCCAAGAAUCCCUAGAUCCGGUAACUUGUCCUUGGACAGAGUGAUGACAGAAUUUAUGCUCCGCGUUGAUGCUUCACCUACUUGUAUAAAGCAUGUACCUUUAGAUGAUGACGAUCCAGCUAAAGGACUGACAUUCAGUAUGACAAAGUUGAAAUUGGAAAUGUGUUCGAGCCGGGGUAAGCAAAAGUAUACUUUUGAUUGCAAGCGUGCACCUCUUGAUCUUGUUUACCAGGGCCUUGACCUUCAUAUGCCCAAGGCAUUUUUAAACAGAGAAGAAAGCACUAGUGUUGCAAAAGUAGUUCAAAUGACGAUAAAAAACUCACAACCUGCAUCAGUAGAUAGAGUUCCAACUGAAAAGAGUAGCAACAUGAGUAGUGGCACAGAGAAGCAUCGUGAUGAUGGAUUUCUAUUGUCAUCAGAGUAUUUCACGAUCAGAAGGCAGGCCCCGAAGGCUGAUCCUGUUAGUUUAUUAGCCUGGCAAGAGGCUGGAAGAAAAAAUCUUGAGAUGACUUAUGUGAGGUCUGAAUUUGAAAAUGGAAGUGAGAGUGACGAGCAUACCCGAUCUGAUCCAAGUGACGAUGAUGGAUACAAUGUGGUAAUAGCUGACAAUUGCCAACGUAUAUUUGUCUAUGGACUCAAACUUCUGUGGAAUAUUGAGAAUAGAGAUGCUGUUUGGUCCUUUGUUGGUGGUCUAUCCAAAGCAUUUCAAGCCCCCAAACCUUCUCCCUCUAGGCAGUAUGCACAAAAGAAAUUACUUGAGGAGCAGCAGUCACAUAGUGGAAGUGAAAUGCAGCAAGAUGGUAGCUCUAAGCCCACCACUACCAGCCAUGGUGCUGCUCCUGCAGAGGUAUCUGGUUCACUAUCAUCUCCGUCACCUUCCGUCAAAUCGGAGAUCUCGUCAUCUGCAGUUGACAACUCUUCAUCUGGUGUAGUAGAAAAGCAUAGAGAGACCAAAGAUGCAGAGGAGGACGGGACUCGUCAUUUCAUGGUGAAUGUUAUUGAGCCCCAAUUCAAUCUUCAUUCAGAAGAUGCCAAUGGAAGGUUUUUGCUUGCUGCUGUUAGUGGCCGUGUUUUGGCCCGGUCAUUUCACUCAGUUCUUCAUGUUGUCUCUGAGAUGAUUGGCUCUGAGAUGAUUGAGAAGCUUCAUACUGAUAAUUUAAAUAUACCAGAAUGUGAACCGGAAAUGACAUGGAAACGCAUGGAGUUUUCUGUAAUGUUAGAGCAUGUUCAAGCUCAUGUUGCUCCAACAGAUGUUGAUCCUGGAGCUGGAUUGCAGUGGCUUCCAAAAAUUCGCAGAAGCUCUCCAAAAGUAAAACGUACUGGUGCUUUACUUGAAAGGGUAUUUAUGCCCUGUGACAUGUACUUUCGCUACACGAGGCACAAAGGUGGAACUCCAGAGUUGAAGGUGAAGCCCUUAAAAGAGCUGACUUUCAAUUCCCAUAAUAUCACGGCAACAAUGACCUCUCGCCAAUUUCAAGUUAUGCUAGAUGUGUUGACAAAUCUUCUUUUUGCACGACUUCCCAAGCCUAGAAAAAGUAGUCUGUCACUGCCUGCUGAAGAUGAUGAAGAUGUGGAGGAGGAGUCAGACGAAGUGGUUCCUGAUGGUGUUGAAGAGGUGGAGCUUGCAAGAAUAGAACUUGAGAAAAAGGAACGGGAGCAGAGAUUGAUUCUUGGGGACAUAAGAAAGUUAUCCCUUCAGUGUGAUACCACUGGAGACCUAUAUCCAGAAAAGGAAGGGGACUUGUGGAUGAUAAGUUGUACAAGAUCUACUCUGGUGCAAGGACUAAAGAGAGAGCUGGUUAAUUCAAAAAAAUCUAGGAAAGCUGCAUAUGCUUCAUUAAGAAUGGCUCUACAUAAGGCUGCUCAGCUACGGCUAAUGGAAAAGGAGAAAAACAAAAGUCCAUCCUAUGCUAUGCGCAUUUCUUUGCAAAUUAACAAAGUGGUUUGGAGCAUGCUUGUUGAUGGUAAAUCUUUUGCCGAGGCUGAGAUCAAUGACAUGAUUUAUGACUUCGACCGAGAUUACAAGGAUGUUGGUGUUGCUCAGUUUACAACAAAAAAUUUUGUUGUUAGAAACUGCCUCCCAAAUGCCAAAUCAGAUAUGCUUUUAUCAGCAUGGAAUCCUCCACCUGAAUGGGGAAAAAAAGUUAUGCUUCGUGUGGAUGCAAAGCAGGGAGCUCCAAAGGAUGGAAGUUCUCCUCUGGAACUUUUUGAGGUAGAGAUUUAUCCUCUCAAGAUCCAUUUAACAGAAACAAUGUACAGAAUGAUGUGGGGAUAUUUAUUCCCAGAAGAAGAACAGGAUUCACAAAGACGGCAGGAAGUUUGGAAGAUCUCAACAACUACUGGUACAAAACGUGGAAAGAAAGCUUCUUUAGUCCCCGACAUGUCUGCAUUUAGCAGUCAAACAAUGAAGGAGUCUGAGGGGCCAUCCAAAUCAAGUGCCUUGGCCCCUAGUACCAGUCAAUCUCCUGUUCCUGCAGAUUCUGUGCAAGAAUCAAAAUUGCAAAGUAAAGCACUCAUUGCGAGUGGUCCAAAUCCUGAGUUAAGAAGAACAUCUUCCUUUGACAGAUCAUGGGAAGAGACUGUUGCAGAAUCAGUUGCUACUGAACUUGUCUUACAGAGCAUUAGUGGGCCUCUUGGGUCUAUUGAACAAGAUGAAUCCUCUAAGAAUAAAUUGAAAGAUCCAAAAGCUAUCAAAUCUGGCAGGUCAUCCCAUGAAGAAAAGAAGGUACAAAAGUCACAAGAAGAAAAAAAAUCUGCCAGGCCUCGAAAGAUGAUGGAGUUUCACAAUAUCAAGAUAAGCCAGGUUGAGCUAUGUGUUACCUAUGAAGGAUCUAGAUUUGUGGUAAAUGAUCUCAAGUUGCUGAUGGAUACAUUUCACCGUGUUGAGUUUACUGGUACUUGGCGGAGACUUUUUUCACGUGUUAAGAAGCACAUCAUUUGGGGAGUCCUGAAGUCUGUAACUGGAAUGCAGGGUAAGAAGUUUAAAGACAAGGCUAACAGUCAGAGAGAACCCAGUGGAUCUGGGGUUCCCGAUAGUGAGCUUAAUUUCAGCGACAAUGAAGGCCAGCCAGGACAAUCUGAUCAGCAUCCAAUAACCUUUCUCAAGCGCCCAACUGAUGGAGCAGGUGAUGGAUUUGUCACAUCCAUCAGAGGCCUUUUCAAUACUCAGCGUCGUAAGGCCAAGGCAUUCGUGCUGCGGACCAUGAGGGGUGAAGCUGAGAAUGAUUUCCAAGGAGAUUGGAGUGAAAGUGAUGCAGAGUUUUCUCCCUUUGCUAGGCAGCUCACUAUAACAAAAGCUAAGAGGCUUAUCAGGCGGCACACGAAGAAAUUCCGUUCAAGAAAAGGUUCGUCUUCACAACAGAGAGAAUCUCUUCCAACAUCACCGAGGGAGACCACUCCUUUAGAAAGUGAUUCUUCUGGUGGAUCCUCACCCUUUGAGGAUUUUAACGAGGGAUUUAGUGAGGGCAACAUGUUGGUUUCCAAAGAGGCUCCUUGAAGGCAGCUUUGAGACUUGGACAGGGCAUGUUUCCAUUCUCAGUUGUGGGGAGCAGAAAUGAGAAAGUUUGUUUGUAAACUCCCGUCACCACUGAAGAUGAAGGAAAAAUAUGUCAGCUGCCGUUAUUUAUCUUCCGAAAAGCAUGUGGAAGAUAAAUAACCCUGACUACCACUUGGAGAGCAUCCAUGGUGCAGCAGAAGAUGAUGACAUUGUGCAUUGUGGGUUGAAGCCGCUCCUCACUUUAAAGUUUGAAGUCUUCUGACAGAGGAGGAAGUAAAUUCCUUUCUCCUCACCCGGUUGUUUGUAUAGUUUCAUAGUUUUGGGCUGAAAGUACAGAGGCUCCUAAAAUUUACAUGAGCUAGGUGAUUUUCCAUAUAUUUGUGCAUAAUUUUAUCGGAAAAUACAAUAAAGCAGAAUCUCUCUUGUGCCUUUGGAGGUGUGAUUAAAACAAGCUGGGUAGACACACGAGGUAUGGACUCGAUCAAAAAUGGCCAAAUGGGUAUUUAACACAAAAUAGGUCCUUGUCAAACACAAUCUACUUCCACAGUGACUGUACAUUUUACAGCUGUAAAAUUUAUUAAAAAGUAGAUCAUUUGUAGAAUUGUGUCAUGUGUUUAAACGGGUAUUGAUCUAUUAUCUUUUUUAAUACCAUCCCAUCUUCUUGACAUUA
Molecule: messenger RNA, 9001 nt
Organism: Rosa rugosa (rugosa rose)
Lineage: Eukaryota; Viridiplantae; Streptophyta; Magnoliopsida; Rosales; Rosaceae
Product: protein SABRE
Exons: 23
Coding region: 337-8331 (2664 amino acids)
Source: RefSeq, a predicted model, not a curated record